Cuscuta campestris is the source of this 2880-nucleotide messenger RNA. The record is from the annotation of a GenBank genome assembly. NCBI's taxonomy places the organism in Eukaryota, Viridiplantae, Streptophyta, Magnoliopsida, Solanales, Convolvulaceae.
CUUCUCCGUGCGCUCUCUCCUCCGUGCGCCAAUCCCUGUAGCACGAAAAUUCCUCUUUCAAUCUCUUCUCUUCAUUCCAUUUUCAAUUUCUAUGGCAAUAAUUUUUUGAAUUUUUGUAGAUACAUAGGAUAGUUGGUGAUUAUGGACUUACAAACAUCUAUUGUUACACAUGUUGAGAAUGAGCAACCACAUGAUUUUGGUGGUGAAGAAGAAGACCUGGGUUUAUUUGAGUUGCAGCCCACUUCAUUUGAACCAGAUUUGUUUCUAAACGAUCCUUGCUUUCAGUAUUUAUUUAACAAUGAAGGGCAAGAACAUGCGAGUGGUGAGAUUCCACAGAACACAGAUGACAUUAACAAUAAUGUCCGGAGCAAUGGUCAAUAUCCUUCUAAAGGGAACAAAGGGAGCGUGCCUGAUGUGGGGAUGAAAUUUACAAGCAUUGAAGAAAUUCGAGAACACUAUCUGGCUUAUGCUCGAAGUGUAGGAUUUCCAAUGCGGACUAGGACAACUCGCAAAGCCAAAGAUGGAACUCCUAGAAGUGUUACAUUUGUGUGUAGUCGUCAAGGAAAUAAAAAGAGCAAAACACAAGAUGUGUUCCACCCGAGGCCGACAAUGCAAUUGGGAUGUGAAGCAAGAGUAACUGCGUCAUGUGAUGGUGAUGGAAUAUGGAAGAUCUCCGUUGUGCAGUUAUUGCAUAACCAUGGCUUGAGUCCUACUAAAUCUAGAAUAUAUCGUUGUAAUCGUAGUGUGCCUGCUAGUGUUAAAAAGCAGCUUGAAGUUAAUGACAAGGCUGGAAUUCCCUUGCACAAGAGUUUUCAAGCAGCAGUUGUGGAAGCCGGUGGAUAUGAUGAACUUGGCUUUAUAGAGAAGGAUUGUCGAAAUUACAUUGAAGAGUUUAGACGAUUAAGACUUGGCCUCGGAGAUGCAGAGGCAAUACAAGGAUAUUUUAACAAGAUGCAAGCAAAGAAUGACGGGUUUUUCUUUAGCAUGGAUGUGGACGACGAAUCAAGGCUUAGAAAUGUGUUUUGGGUGGACAACAGGUGUCGUCAGUGUUACAAAUCCUUUGGUGAUGUUGUGACAUUUGACACUACAUACUUGACUAACAAGUAUGAAUUGCGGUUUGCUCCAUUCGUAGGUGUAAACCAUCAUGGGCAAUCAGUACUUCUUGGUUGCGGCUUAAUUGCACAUGAAGAUACAGAGUCAUUUGUUUGGCUUUUCAAGACAUGGCUUCAGUGUAUGGAUGGGGUUCCACCCCAAGGCAUCAUUACAGAUCAAGAUCAAGCCAUGGUGAACGCAAUCAGUAUAGUGUUUCCAGGCAUUAAACAUCGUUGGUGUCUUUGGCAUAUUCUUAACAAAUUGCCUGAAAAGUUAGGAGGUAGGUCUGAUAAAGUUGAAAUCAUGGAUAAGAUAAACAACCUUGUGUAUGAUGUUCAUGUUAUCACAGAAUUUGAGCAAGGCUGGAGAGAAAUGAUUAUGGAUGAGGAUCUAAAUGACAAUGAUUGGUUGGCUGAGAUGUUUUUUUGGAGACAGAGAUGGGUUCCAUGUUAUCUACGAACUUCUUUUUGGGCAGGUAUGUCCUCAACGCACCGUAGUGAAGGCAUGAAUGCUUUCUUUGAUGGCUACGUGCAUUCAAAGACAACACUCAAGCAAUUUGUUGAUCAAUACGACCGUGCGCUUAGGAAAAAAGUGGAAAUGGAGUUUCAAGCAGAUGCUAGCUCCUUUGCAAAAAUGAUCCCAUGUGUCACUAUGUAUGAAAUGGAGAAACAACUUCAAGACGUAUACACUAUUUCCAAAUUUAAAGAGUUUCAGACUGAACUUCUUGGGAAAGUAUACUGCGACAUUAUAAGCAACAUUGGUGAUACUUUUGUAGUUGAGGAGGACGUGUGCAUCAAAGGGUUUCGCACGAGGAAGUUUUAUGAAGUCGCCUUUGAUCAAUGUAAACAAGAGGUGGAGUGCACUUGCCAUCUUUUUGAGUUUAAAGGGAUGAUUUGUAGACAUUGCAUUGUUGUCUUCAUUCGAAAUGGUGUUAGGUUUUUGCCUGAGAAGUAUAUCCUAGAGCGAUGGAGGCGUGAUGUGAAGCGGGCAUACACACGGGUCAAAGUAGAUUAUGAUGGCUGGAUAUGUACUGUCGAACAACAACGGUAUGAUGACUUGUGCAACAGUUUUCGGGCUUUGGCAAAUAAAGUCGUAGACGAUGAAUACCGCACAAAGGAGAUAAUGGAUUGGAUUCAGAAGGAGAUGUCUGUAGAAGCAAUGAGAAGCAAAAAUCCAUCCACGGGAGUUCAAGAAAUUCCCGAACAUACAACAAGCACUCCAGUUGUGUUAGACCCAUUAAUCGGCACACGCAAGGGAGCUCCAAGAAAGAGUCGUCUCAAGUCCAACAGGGAAAAGUGUGGUCAAAAGAAAACAAGAAAAAGGACUACAGAGAAAGACCCAAAACCUAAAGAAGGUAGAAAAAAAGAUAACCUACCUAAGAAGAGGAAGAAAGAUGGAGUUUGCGACCUCACAUUGGGAGGUCUGGCAUCACAAAGGCAGCAUGCUUGGCCCGUGCAAGAUGAAGAUGGAGUUUACGACCUCACAUUGGGAGGUCUGGAUCUUGGCCUCUCACUACAGUGACUUUUAACAGCUAUUUUUUUUUGCAUCAGAUCUAGGUACCGAAGCUCUGAUUUUUUGGAAUGAGCAUGGGAACUGUAAAUCACAUACUUUUUUGCUUUUUGUUUUUUGUGUAAAGUAUGUAACAAGUAUGAUAACUUUCUCUGAGUUCCCUGCACAUAAGCUGAUGUAAACCUGAUGUAACUCUGUAUUCACAUACAUUAAGUCUCUGUGGAGUGUAUGACAUAGACAGUUAUUCCAUGUGAGCACCAAGAAAUCUUAUGUAUCCGU